CAUUUUUUACAGUGUGCAGCGUUUGCUCAUGCGUGAUUUGACUCCAGCAGCACCACUCGGGACUACUCGCUCACAGACGCUGUGGUGUGUCAGUGUCAGUGACCGCGGAGUUGUGUGUGUGUGUGUAUGUGUAUGUGUGUUUGUGUGUACCAGGCUGAUCGAUACACCGGCAAUUAGUCGGAUCCAAUUAGUUCCCAUUAAGCAGUCAGUCAGUCAGAGUGUUGUGCUGCUGCUGCUUUCUCCUCUGACAACAACAGCUGGGAUGUGUGAGUAGAAAGCCCGCCAGGCUCACAGCACAGCACCCAGAGGUGUCUCCAAACAUGGACAGGAUAGGGGUGUCAUUCCUGGACCCUUUAGACGACUACCAGUUAAUCCACAGGAUUGGGUGCGGCACCUAUGGAGAUGUGUUCAAGGCUCGUAACAUCAGGACGUCUGAACUGGCAGCUAUCAAGAUUGUCAAGCUCGACCCUGGUGAUGACAUCACUUCCAUCCAGCAGGAGAUCACGAUGAUGAAGGAGUGCAAGCACAAAAACAUUGUGGCCUACUUCGGCAGCUACCACAGAAACACCAAGCUGUGGAUCUGCAUGGAGUACUGCGGUGGAGGGUCACUUCAGGAUAUUUACCAUGUGACGGGCCCAUUAAAGGAGAAACAGAUAGCGUAUGUCUGCAGAGAAACUCUCCAGGGUUUGUAUCACCUGCACGAAACAGGCAAAAUGCACAGAGACAUAAAGGGAGCCAACAUCCUUCUGACAGAACGAGGAGACGUGAAACUGGCUGAUUUCGGAGUGGCAGCAGAGAUCAGUGCCUCUGUGGCCAAAAGGAAGUCUUUCAUAGGAACUCCCUACUGGAUGGCUCCAGAGGUGGCAGCAGUGGAGAAGAAGGGUGGGUACAACCACCUGUGUGAUAUCUGGGCUGUGGGCAUCACUGCUAUCGAGCUGGCUGAGCUCCAGCCCCCCAUGUUUGACCUCCACCCAAUGAGAGCGCUGAUGUUGAUGUCCAAGAGCAACUUCCAGCCUCCAAGACUAAAGGAUAAAACCAAGUGGACUACAGGUUUCCAAAGCUUUGUAAAGAUGUCGCUCAUUAAAAACCCUCGUAAAAGGCCGUCAGCUGAGACACUGCUGCAGCAUCCGUUUGUGACACAGCUGUUGACCCGUAACCUGGUCAUUGAGCUGCUGGACAUGGCCAACAACCCUGAGCUCCACAACAGCCCCACACACAGCAUAGAUGACAACGAACUGGAGGUUGGGGAAGUGGCUCCUGACAAGAUUCAGUCAGCAGGGAAACACCUGCCUGUGGAGAGAACCCUGUCUGAGGAACAAUUUGACCAAGUGAAGUUUGGGCCCCCGAUGAGGAAAGUCACAGAACCUUAUCCUGAUAUGCAGGGCUCUUAUGAUGACGACUGGAGUCUGUCUGGAGAUGAAGACAACUCACCGAGCCUGUUGGAAUGUGUGGAGCAAGCUCUGCAGCUGAGGAGUUUAACCAUCAGGAGGGCGCCAUCUACUGAUGGAGGUAGGAAGAGCGGUUUGUUCAGCCCAUCUACAGCCUCCCUGCCAGCCUUCAGAUGUUUAACUCCCAACACAGAGGACAAAGACUUGACGCUGAGACCGAGCUGUACACUGGGCCCUGACACCGCCAUCACUGCUGACUCUACCUCCAAUACAGCGGGUUUGGCCAGGUGCUCAGCCACACAGGACAUCAGACAGCGCUGUAGUGAUCCUUGUCUACCUGUGGGGGACGCUGUAACAGCAGAGAAGAGGAAGGUUACCACUGUUUCCUCUCCAAAAAGAGAGACACCACUAUCACCUGAAUGGAGCACACUGAGGAAAAAGACAGAGGAUUCUAGGGCUGAUUGUCAUGGACUGCCUCCUACCCCUCAAGUCCAUAUGGGAGCCUGCUUCUCCAAAGUCUUCAAUGGCUGUCCCCUUAAAAUCCACUGUGCUGUCACCUGGAUUUUCCCCAAGACAAGAGACCAGUACCUUAUUCUUGGGGCAGAAGAGGGCAUCUACACACUCAACCUUAAUGAACUUCAUGAGGAUACACUAGAGAAGUUGAUCCCUCAGCGAUGUACGUGGCUGUAUGUAAUGAACAACGUACUGAUGUCUGUUUCAGGGAAGUCUUCCCAGCUUUACUCCCACAGUCUGACAGCUCUGUUUGAACAGAAAAUUCAGAAAGAAAAUGUGCAGAAGAAACACAGCAGUCUGUCACUCAGCACCAGCCGCUUCACUGAAAGGAUCAACCCAAGAAAGUUUGCCGUAUCUGUGAAGAUUCCUGACACUAAAGGCUGUAGGAGAUGUAGUGUAGCAAGAAACCCAUACACAGACAGUACAUUUCUGUGUGGGGCAGUUCCAUCUGGCCUGGUUCUACUAUUGUGGUAUGAGCCCCUCCAGAAGUUCAUGCAUCUAAAGCACAUAACGUUAAGGCUACCGGACUCCCUGCCAAUAUUUGAGCUGCUGGUGUUGGUGACGGAUGAGUUCCCCCAGCUGUGUGUUGGGGUGAAAGACUGUAGUAAUGGGAAACCCUCAACCAGCCAACAGCUCAAGUUUGAUAUUAUAGAGCUGAACGGCACACCUAUUUCAGUACCAGAAAGUGGAGCACUCAGGGCAGUACAGGUAACCCAGUUGGACAGGGACACUGUUCUCAUUGCAUUAGAACAAACUGUUAAGGUUGUGAACCUACAAGGGCUUCCAUCCAAAGAGCUGGCUGCCGAGAUGGCCUUUGACUUCCCCAUUGAAACUCUAGUUUGCUUACAGGAUAGUGUGCUGGCUUUCUGGAAGCAUGGCCUUAAAGGGAAGAGUUUUCAUUCGAAUGAGGUAACACAAGAAAUUACAGAUGAGAGUCGAGUAUUCAGAGUUUUAGGAACAAACAGGGACAUCAUCCUUCAGAGCACACCAACAGAUGACCCCUCCGCACUGAGCAAUGUGUACAUUCUGACUGGACAUGAAAGCAGCUAUUGAGAGAAAUGGGUCAGCUUGUAGUAGAGGUCGGAUGUUGCAGAUCUUCAAAAUCCCAUUGGAGGGGAUUACAGAUUUGUUCUAUAACGCUGUGUGGAAAUGACUGAAGCUGUAACUGACACCAGCACCAACUGCCACCAACAACUCCCACCAACUAUAUGCUGUGAAAAAGAAAUGUCGUCAUGGGAUUCAGUUGCUAAACUAUAUUCAGUAGACCUUUUUCACGGCAAACCUUUUGACUUGUCAAGUAAGGAAAAACACAGGUGUAAAUAAUAACACUAAUAGUAAUGAUGGCUCCAUUUCUUUAAAUGUCCCAUUAAGUCAUGUCAGUGGGCAUACCACUCACUGACACAUUACGAGAGCUGGAACUGGCUCACUUAAAUGCAAUGCAGCCAUUGUUAAUGUUAUUAAUUUCAUCUGUGCUUUUCCUCCUUUGACUAGUCAAAAGGUUUGCUGUGUAAAGGGUCUAUUGGGCAACGCAUGUACAAGAGAGACUUGAUAAAGGCUAAGUGAGUUUCUAAUUCUUGGGUGUGUUACUUAAAGCUGCAAUAAUUUUCAUGUAAAAACAACUGCUCUUACCAGCUUAAAUCAGUGUGACUGCAACAGACAAUACAGUUCCAUUCAUGCUGACUGAAAUGAUGUACCCUCAUUGCCCAGAUUAGAUUCUACUGUCACUAUGGACCACUGACUGUAGAAAGACAUGAACAUAACAUCUGUGACAUCACUCAUAAGUUUCUCAAGGGAUGUGUUGAAGCUUUCAUCUGGAUGCAGCUUAACGCAUUUGGGCCCUACUCGGUCUUUGGGUUUAGUACAUUGAUAGAAAAUCUUAAAACAGUAAAGGUCUCAGUAUGCUUCAAGUGAACUUGAUGUUAAGACGUGUUUCUAACCACUUCUAAAGGCCAAACUCUUUAACCUGUUCUAAAUGGCCACACUCAAAGGCGGGGUGAGAACCCUGCUAUCAUAGAGUAAAGACAAAUUAGGAUAACAGUGCACAUUUCUGACAGUCUCUCCUCAAAGGCAUUCAUGGUGUAUCACUCAGUUGAAAAGUUACAGAAGUAGUUGUGUGAAAAAUGAAAGAAGGGGAUGAUUGUUGUCUGUUUGGAAAAGUUACAGAACCUGUUGACCUCUGCCGUACAUCAAUUCAGCUGUCAGAGAGCAGGUUUCAGAUGCAACCAAGUGAUCUGACAAAGACUUUGUUUGAAGCACGCUGAAACCUUUAGUCACCAAACCAAACAUGGAAAAGCACCAAUAGAUAUCCCUUAUAGGUUCUUCCUAACUCUCAAAAAACAGCGAUUAUGACAAUGUUGUUGGACUUAAAGUUAUAAUCCUUAAGAUAUCCAUCCUGGUUGAUUUGGUGACAUCUGUGGUUACUGGUGGUAGCAGCAAGUGUGGUUUAAUAGCCUACUACAGGUCCCAGAAUUCUGGGGGCAGCAAACAGUCAUUGAGCACCUACUUUGUCAGAAAAACAACUGAGGAACAAAUGGUGUAUCUGUUUACAAAGCAGAAAAAACAAACACGUUGUUUUAAUUGAGAAGUCAGUCAAUAAUAAUUGGAACCAAAAUCUGAUUUCAGUCUACACAAAGUGUGAGUAGUUAUCCACCCAACAGCAGGACACAGUAAAAGGAGUUGGUCGAGCAUGGUUAGGCAUUUUGAAUCCCAUGUAGGAAUGGCGGACUACGCCACUAACAAUGAAAAUGACUAUGUAGAGGAGUAAUUAAACAUUGUAAAUCCAUUGAAAAGUUAUUGAAGAAAGAAAUGCAGACUAAAUAGUAUCAUAAAUUGGGUUUGAUUUAAUUAAAAUCUGAAGGAUAAUAACUUAAACUAACACCUCUUGCUGUAAUGAUUAAAGGAAUAAUUGAUCAAAGUUUAGUUUGUAGUUUGCUACAGAGAGAACAGCAGCUUUAGUCCAUGAAAAUUCAACAGUUAGCAUGAGGUUUUUACUGGGAUACUGUGUGUUGCUGUAUGCUAACUGGUGUUUAAAUUAUUAGCCAGUAUAGUACUGGAUACUCAUUUAUCCUAAAAUAUGGAAAGAAACACCCAGUAUAGACUUAUGUUUCAGGUUUUUAGAAAGAAAUCCUCUAUAAGGAAAUGCACUAUUUUGUUGGGGCUUGGCAUCAGGACUUUGGCUCUAAAUAUUGUUGUCCAUGAAACAGGUCAAUGAUAUUAAGAAUGUUAGUUUGAAUGUUACAAAGAGUGGGCAGAUUUCAGUUACCUUUUCAAAUGUAUAUUUAACCAAGAUCGUAUAGGCCUAAUUUGUGAAAAACACAUUUAAAGGUAUUUUGAAGACUAUGAAUGUGCUAGCUUAGUAGCAUUUACAUGUGCGAGUAUCUCAGGGCUGAGAUACUGUUCAAGUUCCCCCUGGGUGCCAUUUUCAACAGACAACAUGCACAAUAGCCAAACACAGCUUUAACCUGUGACUCUAUAUGUCUCCUCUCCAUCUCCUUUAUUGAUAAUUCAACUUACACAUAGAAACAAUGUACAUUUGAUUAUAUUAAGUGCCAUAGAAAUGCUAUUAAAUUGUAAUUAAAUUGUCUGUUUGACUAAAAUGUAAAUGCCACUACAUUAAAGUUUUUUUGUGUAAUGAUAUUUAUGUUAUUUAUGGAAAGGGAACUAUAUAAGUAAACACCCAUACCAGAGAGAUACUUGAAGAACAUAAUAUGCAUAUAGCUUUUUGUUUUUAAGAUUUUUUUUUAAUUGUUAUUGUUUAUACAUUUGGUGUAUAUAACUAUUCAGUAUGCUCUUACAGUGUGGGGGUUGUAAUAUGCAACGGAUUUAGAUAUAUUUCAUUGCUAUAACUACAAAGAUUCACUUCUAGCCUCAACAGAGACUUGGUGAGAUGCCAGAAACAGUCAUACAGUCUAUGUUUGUGGUCACUUUGACUGGGGUGACUACUGAUGGUCCGUAAACAGGUUAUAGUACAUGUGUUCUCAGAUAAACCAAAAUAAACUUUAUUUUCCAUUCCGGAAGAGAGAAAUCAACAAUCUGUGAUUAUAUGGAUGAUGUGAUGUUUUUGGCUCUUUGACAAGAGUUAGCUCUAAGGAGGUUUCAUUUCACUUGACAAUAUGAUGAUUAAAAUGUGUUUUCUCAGUCCAUUUUUAAAAUUAUAUUUACCUUAUUAUAUGCUUUGUUGUCAAGUACAUACUUACAAAAUAAAGCAGUCAUCAAGAGUAUAUAAGGCCACCAACACAAACAAAAAUCUGUUGUAUUUUCAGAAGAUACUUUUGUGUUACCACUGGCGGACUCAGGGAUGGUGAAGUGGGGCACACAGGGUGCCCACACAAAGGAGAAAAAAUACCAAAAUUCUGUAAUGACUGUCUAGUUAUGGGUAAAUCAGGAUAUAUGGCCCUCAUGAUUGCCCUUUCAGUGGAGGAAAAUGUUAUAGUGCCCUGUAUAGAACCCCCACAAGAUGUGAUGCAGUGUCCUAUGAGUUGCCAUUGUAAUGGGGUGAGCUGGAGGUUGGAUGGAGUAAACUGGCAAUUAUGGUAGAAAUUAAUGUAUCCUUCUUUAUGUCACUGAACAUUAAGAAAAUAAAGCACCCUUAAAAACAUUUUUUAGUUGUUGUAGCUGACAUUAUACCAUUCAGGUGAUUUUGGCACAGUAUUACUCACUAGUUUGCUCAGUCACACCCCUUCAGAUUGUUUUAUUGUCUUUGCGUCAGUGCAGUCUAAGCUAACAGUGACAACUGCAUCAGUCGAGCAAUCGUUCUCCAAACUGAAGCUGAUCAAGACCCAGCUUAGAAAAAGACAAUCUCAGAUCUUCUUCUGCUGUCCAUUGAGAGAGAUGUCCGAAUCACCCUAUAAAAUGUUCAUCUUAAUUGGGGAUGUAGCCUUAUUACCAAACAUGUAUCAUUGUUCUCUGUUGAUAGGGACCCACUGAAUGGAUUGGGUGCCCUUUAUAUUUUUUUGCCCCUGCCCCUCACACAGCCUGAGUCCUUCACUGUCCCUUACAUUUCUGCAGACUCAUAUUAGCACAGAACUGGAAACUUUUCAA
Thunnus maccoyii (southern bluefin tuna) is the source of this 6941-nucleotide messenger RNA. RefSeq names its product mitogen-activated protein kinase kinase kinase kinase 2 (gene map4k2). The transcript has 32 exons. Lineage: Eukaryota; Metazoa; Chordata; Actinopteri; Scombriformes; Scombridae. Gene Ontology annotation, molecular function: MAP kinase kinase kinase kinase activity; ATP binding. Gene Ontology annotation, biological process: protein phosphorylation. The coding region runs from base 321 to 2954 and encodes 877 amino acids. The record is from RefSeq and is a predicted model, not a curated record.